UCGGGAGUAUAAAUAGAGGAGCGAGGAGAGAGAGUUCAGCACAGCUCAGAUCUGAUCCUAACGGAGAACUGAACACAAGACACACAGCCAUGGCACCUACAAUCACUGGAUCAAGCAUCAGCAGAGAACAACUUCCACUCACAAACAAGCUGAGAAAGCCAAUAGUGGAGAAGAUCCGCAGAGAACGGAUCAACAGCAGCAUUGAGAAGCUCAAGUCUCUUCUGGGUCAAGAGUUCCUAAAGCAACAGCCCGACUCCAGACAGGAGAAAGCUGAUAUCCUGGAGAUGACGCUCGAUUUCUUGAGACGCUCCCAGAAUCCCUCGGGCUGCUCUACUGCAGCUCAUGACGGACGCUCCAGAUGUGUUCAGGAGGCCGUCAACUUCCUGUCUCAGUGUCCAGUGCAGACUCAGUCCCACAGAAGACUGCUGAAGCACUUCCUGCACAUGCAGCCGUCCACAGAGAACAACACACGUGUGCUGCUGCCUCAUCAGCUCCAUUCACCAGACGCAAAGAGCAAAGAGGAACCUCUGGCGCUCUGGAGACCCUGGUAGAGCCACCAGGACCGUAUGAUUUAUCAGACAGAAUUCAUAAUGCCAGUCUGAGAUUGGCAUGGACUGUAAUUCUAACGUAGGAAUUGAUUUCCGCCUCUGCAGCUUCUGCAGGAUCUUUAAUCUGCUUUCAGAGAAAGUUGCUGUUUUAUUGAAACUGUGUGACAAGAAAUAUUUGAUCAGAAUGUACAGAAUUAUUUGCUGUGUAAAAUGAUUAUUACAUUCGUGAAAAAUAAGAUUCAAAGUAUUUGGCCACAGAAAUGUUAAAGUCUGAUUCAGACGUUUGAACUCUUGUAGGUCUUUCACCCAUGUUGGGUUUAUUCUCUCUGCAUCUAAAGGAUGAUGACACUGCUUUCAUUGACUGAAAGCUUUUGAUUUAUAUUUCUAUUGUUAGAAAUACAUCUAAUGCUUCUCUUGUUAUAUGAGAAAUAUUUCUUCAUUUGAAAGAUUUUAUUGUGUGUUGUAAGCACAAAUGAUUGUUUGCAUGUGUUUACAUGAAUGAGACAUUUCCCCUGUAAAGGGCAGUUGAAUAUUGUCACUGUUAGUGAUUUGACUUCUAUUUUUACAAAGUCAAGUUCUUACCUUCUCUGAAGGUGUCUUGCAUGGCACUUUGCUUACUAAUUGAAUUUUAAAUGUCUGUGACAUUGUUCAUUUUUUCCUAGUUCAAGGGAAGUACAAACAUUAUAUGAGUUCUUCACAAUUGUGAAAAGAUGCAUUUACAUAAUAUGUUACUGCUUUAUUACUUUAAGCAAUGUCCUUCAAAGCUGAGUCAGAUGUUCAUUGUCAGAUUUGUUCACGUGAAGAACAGCAAUCAUAUUGCUUAUGACAAAUAAAUUGUACAAUCAACA
Ctenopharyngodon idella (grass carp) is the source of this 1396-nucleotide messenger RNA. RefSeq names its product transcription factor HES-5-like. Bases 90 to 551 code for a protein of 153 amino acids. Gene Ontology annotation, cellular component: nucleus. Gene Ontology annotation, biological process: regulation of transcription by RNA polymerase II; anterior/posterior pattern specification; regulation of neurogenesis. Lineage: Eukaryota; Metazoa; Chordata; Actinopteri; Cypriniformes; Xenocyprididae. The transcript is spliced from 2 exons. Gene Ontology annotation, molecular function: DNA-binding transcription factor activity, RNA polymerase II-specific; protein dimerization activity; RNA polymerase II cis-regulatory region sequence-specific DNA binding. The record is from RefSeq and is a predicted model, not a curated record.